UUGACCGUUUUUCUUGGAGAUUUUGAGCUUAGGAAUACAUCCACAUUUUCCCAUAUACUGUAACUUAUCUCCGGAACUGAUUCUAAUAUCACCCCGCAAUAAGAACUCUGGGGCCUUCUCCUCAUGGCUGUUCAUCGUCAAAACUUCUUGAUUGAUAACGAAAUAUUUCGAAGUCGCUCUGACAGUAUGAUGGUUCCCUGUUGUCUAAAUUACCCCAUAUUCAUCGUCAAAUGCGGCAAAUGGACAAUAUGAUGAAUUCAAUGCUUGGCGAUGCAUUUAACAUGUUGAAUGGCUUCGGGAAUGGAAUGCCCCAUCAUCCAAUGUUGACUGACGACGACGAUUUCAAUUCCCCUCAUCGCAACUUUAAUAAUCAGAUGAUGAACCCUUUUGGCGGUUUUGGAUUUGGAGGGUCUAUGCUUGGUGGGAUGAUGUCUCAAAUGCAAAACAUCCACAACACGGCUCUGAACGACCCCAAUUCUUUUGUGAUGUCUCAAUCUACAAUGGUCUCUUUUGAUGGCAAUGGACCUCCAAAGUAUGUCCAGUCAUCCACUAGAAAGGCUGGAAAUGUGUCUGAAACUCGAAGAGCUCUACGUGAUGGAGAACGCGAAGAAGUCUCGAUUGGACACAAUAUUGGGGAUAAAUCCCAUAUUGUUGAAAAGAAGCGUGACAAAGAUGGAAAGUUCCGUUCUCAGCAAAAAUUUGUCAAUAUGGAGGAAGCCGAAGCCCGUGACUUUAAUGAACGUUUCAAAACCCAAGCUCGGGAAAAUUUGAAUGGAAUUGCUGGACUUUUUGGUGGCCAUAAUACUCAUCGUAAUCAAGCUAUUGAAAAUGGAAAGAGAGGACGAGAUUCUCGAAAAUAUCUUCACAAUACAGGAGAAACUUCUGCGCCAAUCAUAACUAUUCCGGAUGAUGAGGAAGAACAACAAAGGGGACGUUAUUCUCGUAAUGGACGUGGAGGACGUCAUCAAGAGGAUGUGAUUUACUCAAAUAAUGGAAUUGGGCCCACAAUUCAAGAGAUUGAUGAUAAUGAGGGAGAAUCGUCAAAUGCCAAUCCUAAACGUCGAAAAGGUGUCUUUGGAAAAUUUUUGGGUUAA
Meloidogyne enterolobii is the source of this 1094-nucleotide messenger RNA. The record is from the annotation of a GenBank genome assembly. Lineage: Eukaryota; Metazoa; Nematoda; Chromadorea; Rhabditida; Meloidogynidae.